Erythranthe guttata (spotted monkey flower) is the source of this 1817-nucleotide messenger RNA. Lineage: Eukaryota; Viridiplantae; Streptophyta; Magnoliopsida; Lamiales; Phrymaceae. The record is from RefSeq and is a predicted model, not a curated record.
AUGUGGGCUCACCCUCAAUCUGUGGAAUUGUUAAGUAAGUUUCCGUACGUAUUACUACUUGACAGUACUUACAAAACAAAUCAGUACAAAUUGCCUUUGUUGGAGAUUGUUGGUGUUAUUCCUGUCGGGAAAAAUUUUACUGUUGCAGUCGCAUUUUUGCGCCAUGAAAAUGAAGACCAUUACACAUGGGUGUUGCAAAAGCUGAAGAGACUUUUCCCCCCUCAGACUCUACCUAGUGCCAUCGUGACGGAUCGAGAGUUAGGGCUCAUAAAGGCGCUAGAGAAUGUAUUUCCGACCGUACCUCAUCUCUUAUGUCUUUGGCACAUUAACAUGAAUGUGGGGCGUCGUGCUUCAAGAUGUCUCGGCAAUAGUAGGCGUCGCGGCACGGCUUUUGUAGUUGGCGUGUGGCAAACUUUGGUAAAAUCAGUGUCUGAAGAAGAUUUCGCCAGGAAUUACACAGCUUUGACGGACGAGUACGCGAAUUAUCCAGAUUUGAUUGAGUAUCUCCAAUACACUUGGCUCGUAUACAAAGAGAAAUUUGUAAAAGCAUGGACGGAUCUAAUUUUCCAUUUGGGUAAUACAUCGACAAGCAGGGUGGAGAGCAACCAUAGAGCAUUGAAGAGAUGGUUGGAAUCGUCCACGGGUGGCUUCGACACAUUUUGGGCACAGUAUCACUCAAUGAUGAAAGAUCAAUUUAACGAGAUACUAGCCGAUUUUGCAAAAUCAAAGAGGAUUCGGGCCCAGACGAUCAACGUGCCCGUAUUUAAAAUAUUGUCCAGUGGAAUUGUAACACAUAAUGCUCUGCAGAUGUUGGACGAUGAGAAGGAUGAAGACAUAGACGGUUGCGUCUGUUAUAUGAGGAAAUGUCUUGGACUCCCAUGCAGACAUGAAAUUCGUGCAAAGAUGAAUGCACGACGUGGUGUGUUUUAUGCAGAGGAUGUCCACAUUUUUUGGAGGACAUUUAUUUCGGGAUUCGGGGAUUCCCUAGAUGAAAGUGUUGGUUCUGUUCCCGACCACAGGUCACAGGCUAUUGGCAGGCUAGAAGGGUUAAUGAAUGAUUUGCGUGAGCGGUCAGAAAUUGAGAUCACGGACGUGACAGAUGCCAUUUUUGAACGAAUGCAUCCCGGGGCCAUGGAAAUGAAUGCGCCACAAGUACUAGACUGCCCGAGAGGUAGACCGCGGACGAACUCUACACAGAGGGAUUGGUCAGGGCAUGAGUUUCCAUUAUUUCCGGGAGAAGGUGAAGAGUCUGGACGAGGGCGAGGACGAGGACGAGGACGAUCACGAGGCAACAGAGGGCGUGGUUCAUCUUCUGAGAGAUCUAGCCGUGGUCGUGCUCUGACCUUCGAUCCACUCUUAUCCACGAACAACAACUUUCCGAGCAAGUAUGCAAUAUAUGCUCGUACUCGAUACGCGGAAGGAAAGGUAGAAUUGUCGCCAUAUUUCACCUCCAAAUCAUCUAACCGGGGUCCGCCACCAUACCACCAAUGCUCCAUAAGUGCGGGGUCGACUCCGAAAGCUCUCGCACCAAGCUGGAUCGCGUCGGCCUUAUCCAUCCAGACGUUAGGGCGAGUUCCACUAACUCGCAAACCCAUGAUGAAAUGCACGUCGUGCAGGGUAAUUGUCAUCUCACCGAAUGGCAUGUGAAAACUGUUGGUGUCCGGCUGCCACCUCUCAAUAAAAGCCUCUAUUAAUGGGUUAUUGUGCUGAGGCAGCGAACAAUCACGCAAGUGAUACAAGCCGGUACUCUCAAGUAGUGAGACACAAUCAUCGUCGUCGGGGCCCGGCCAAGUACACUUCGCGUGCGACCGUAAUUU